Molecule: messenger RNA, 141 nt
Organism: Dentiscutata heterogama
Lineage: Eukaryota; Fungi; Glomeromycota; Glomeromycetes; Diversisporales; Gigasporaceae
Source: the annotation of a GenBank genome assembly
AUGGUUACUGCAAAUGAUACUCAAGAAGAAUCUGUUAGAAAUAGCUCUAUUCUGAUAGACAUCAUUUCUAUUAAGCCAAUUACCCUAUUAAGCAAUUAUGGGAAAAAUAUACUAACUGAUGGCAAGAGCUCUGCUCCUUGA